AUGACGUCACAAUCUGCGAUCUCAAAAGUGACAUGACCAUUUACGUUUCGUUUCGCUUUAUUUGUAUUUACAGUUAGUCUUUUACCACUUACAUUAUUACGGUUAGGAAAAAUGCUCUCUGGCAGUCAGCUCCGCUUCGAAGCCUCUUGUCCAGCGUUCGCCUUGAAUUUCCGAAAUGUGGGCGUCUACCUUUGGUCAUUCUUUCUCGACCGCUUAGCCGUGAUGGUGAUUCUUUGAGUGGUCGUCCACCAGCGCUACCCCAGAAUUCUCGUCAUGAGAAGAACAUAUGCCGACCGUUCCGCUAUGCAUCGGACAAUCCGCACUUCACUGUCGAGAACUCGGCCAAAUUUAAAGGCGCCAAAAAAGAUGCCUUAUUUCGUUUUUGUUAUGCUUUUCAUGCUCCUAUUCUUCUUUCAACAAUGGGCGAGUCGAGCUGCUCGACGAUCGCACCAAAUACCGUUAGAGAACUUCGUCGAAGAAGUCGCUACUCAUGACGGUUUGAUCCCCUCAAAAGAAGGACCAUCCCAGAAAUUACCUCAAUGGAUUCAGAGUUAUCUUCGUUGGCAUCAAUCUGUUCGAGCUCAGUUUCCAGGUGACCUUCUUUUUACGGAUCCCGCCGCUCCAAAUUUGCUGCUGAGGACCUGUUUGGGACUUUGCGGAGGACUGAAUGAUCGACUUGGUCAGCUUCCGUGGGAUUUGUACUUGGCAAACCAAACAAACCGGAUUCUAUUGUUGUAUUGGCAUCGACCGGUACCCCUCGAAUCUUUUCUCAUUCCGAAUGAACUAGACUGGACCGUCCCGAAAACGCGCCCGGGAUUCUUUCCAUCUCCCGGAUCCAGAAUCGUUUCUCGCGGAGACAUGGUCUUGGCUCGAGAUAUUCCUGAGCUAUUUGCAGACUUCAACUCGGAACAGCCAACGGACCAGUUUUGGAGCACUCAUAUGGAUGUGGCAAUAAAUAGAGCUACCGCCGGUCACUACCGGAACCAUAAGGUCCUCCGGCACCGUUUGUUGGGCCAUUUGAACGAAGAUCAGCUGGAAGUAAGGCUCCGCACGCUUGGCGAAACUGACAUGAUUCACUGGACUGAAUCAUUCGGCAAUAUUUUCCGAAUGUUUUUCCGUCCCGCUGCCGCUAUCCAGGGGGAAUUGAACCGGGUAUUCAGUGAUCUACAAAUCACUGCAGGAUCUUAUUCUGCCGUUCACUGCCGAGUGCGACAUCCUAAAGCCUCGCCUGCCCAUGUUUUCGUGAAAGGAAAGAAUGAUGCUUAUCCAGCAGACAAAGCAGGACUACCGUGGAUAGGAGAAACACAAGCUUUCGCAAUUGCCACUGCUACGAAGGCGCUGAAAUGUGCCCGCCAGGCAGCACAAAACCUUUCUGAACCGACGUACUUUUUAUCGGAUUCUAAUGAUUUGGUUCGAUAUAUAGCGCACGAGUUGACAAGUUCCAAAUUCGUUUCCGCCAAUGCUACAAUACUCCACGCUGACCCUGUUCACAGUUCGGCGCUCCAAACUGUGGACUCCAUGCGUAUCGUAGCCAGGGAAUCAUCUCUGGAAAACGCCCACAUCGACCUCCAGAAAGGACGGGAACCUGCGGCGUACUAUGCUACAUUUGUGGAUCUGUUGCUCGCCGUCAACGCACGAUGUGUGACGUACGGUAUUGGCUACUAUGCAGUCCUCGCGACCAAGAUUUCUGGCACGAAAUGUAAGAACCUGUACCAAGAAGAAGCGUGGGGAGGCAGCGAAAACAAACGAAACAAUACACAUGCAUCCAAGUCUGCUGAAGUUUGGUUACAUAUGCUGAUGCGGCAGCAGUUUGGGCGUAAAAUCAGGAGGGCGACGGAUUGGAGUAUGCGGGCUGCUGAUACAGACGCUAGUCUUAAGGUCGGUAUUUGA
Molecule: messenger RNA, 1890 nt
Organism: Phaeodactylum tricornutum CCAP 1055/1
Lineage: Eukaryota; Bacillariophyta; Bacillariophyceae; Surirellales; Neidiaceae
Exons: 2
Coding region: 274-1890 (538 amino acids)
Source: RefSeq, a predicted model, not a curated record